Messenger RNA from Diaporthe batatas, 2917 nucleotides. Its product is annotated as osmosensor SHO1. NCBI's taxonomy places the organism in Eukaryota, Fungi, Ascomycota, Sordariomycetes, Diaporthales, Diaporthaceae. Gene Ontology annotation, molecular function: protein binding. The transcript has 3 exons. Bases 1167 to 2093 code for a protein of 308 amino acids. The record is from RefSeq and is a predicted model, not a curated record.
CUGCAAGACGUCUGGAUCCUCCCUGCCAGGAACCUCACGCACACACACACACAACGCGCACACACCAAUCCAAGCACAGUGCCUGCAGUGCAUGCUGUGCCUGCUGUGGGGCCACCCCCAUUGAUUCUCUUCUCCGGCCACCCCUGCAACGAGAUCAAGCCGCUCCUUCUCGCCUGCCUUUCCCUGUCGCUCUCUCUGCAGUCCAAUCCAAUCUCAUGCCCACCACCAUUUCCCCUUCUUUGCUUGGCUAGACCACGGCAUCCUUCUCUCCCUUUCCCCUUCCCCGACUUCAUCUAUCCGCCCAGGCCCUGCACAAGGCAACCUGCCCUGCCGUGCUUUAACACAUACACAUGCACAUGGGCUAACAACCCCAUCUUUCAAUUCCCUCCUCUCUUUAAUCCCUUGCCCUGACUCACGAUCCAUUUUGAUUCUUGCCUCUGUCCACUCCCUGCCUCCUCCUCGAGCACACAGCACCCUCGCGUAUCCGACUCCUGUCGAUCAAUCGAUCCAUCUUGCGACAUCCUCCCCGACCCUCGCCUUGCGUGCGUGUGCCUGUGUCCCAUCAUCGGUUACGAGCAAUCUGCGCCGUCCGGCACUGCGAGAAACUCGGCCGGCCUCCAAUCAAUCGCCGACACGAGAUAUCAGGAAACAAAUCCCACCGCUCGACAUCACAAUUCAAAAGAGGUGGCACUCGGCAUUCAGGCGGGACAUACUGCGACGCUGCACUUUCUGUCUGAACUACGCCGUCUUCCCGAUCUGCCGCCGUCCUUUCCAACCUGACAAAGGGAAUCAAUCAAUCACCUUGCACGGGCCAUCAGCAGCCUUCUAAUACGCCUUGCCCGACUUCCGUCGCCUUCACUCCGGUGUCCCAUCGCAACAAGACCAAUCCAUCUCGGUCCUUUUUUCUUUCUUUCUUCCUUUUUUGCGCCAGCAGCCCGAGGCUGCCAUCGCCAUAUUUUCAGCACGAGAGUCGUAUUUGGGAGCAGCCAAUACCAAUACCAAGGCCACGCGGACCAUCCAUCACCAUCAAACGAUCGACCCCCAGCACCAAUGUUUUUUUGAGGCAACUUUCAAGCCUUUACAAACAUUUCCAAGCCGAACUAUCUGUUACCAGGUAGUUUGUUGCACUGUCAACCUAUCUAGCCACGCAACCAACGGUUCCACCCAUGCCCAAUUACGGCUCACUUCAUUCACCAUCGCUGCGCAAAAUGGAAUACAACAGGCAAAACAGACGACGAGGAAUCGACGUCGGCAACAUCAUCGGCGAUCCAUUCGCCCUUGCUACCAUAUCCAUUUCAGCGCUCGCAUGGAUUAUUGCUUUCAUCGCAUCCAUAAUCGCCCAAAUCCAGACCAGAGAUAGCUUCCCCACGUACACGUGGUGGACUGUCGUCUACUACUUCUUCACAGUUGGCGGGGUCUUCGUAGUGGUCGCAUCCGACACUACCCAGACCUACCAUGUUGCCGUGGUUGGGUACCUGGCGUGUGGUCUUGUUCUCACCACGUCCUCUGUCAACAGUCUUGUGUACUCUGCCAAUGGCGCCAAAGAGGCUGCCUCCGCGGGAUUCAUCCUGCUGUCCAUGGUAACCAUUGUCUGGAUCUUUUACUUCGGCUCUGCGCCUUCCGCUGUUCCGCGGGCUUACCUUGACUCAUUUGCCUUGACAAAGGAGUCCCACAUGAUGAACCGACAGACGAUGAAUUACGGUGGCGGCCGCCCCGAGACCUCAACUUCUGUGCAGCCCCCGCAGAUGUACACAUCCGCACAGCUUAACGGCUUCGAGAACCCAUCGCCUGUCGCAGGCAUCUCAACCGUACCCGGCGCUCGCACCAGCGCCGCAGCGAACGGCUUUGGCAACUCGCAAAUGAAGGCGCCCGGUGCAACGAACAAUGAGGGGGAGAUAGUCCCUCCGACCGAGUACCCGUACCGCGCGAAAGCCAUCUACAGCUACGAGGCGAACCCGGACGAUGCCAACGAGAUUUCCUUCUCCAAGCACGAGAUCCUGGAAGUUAGCGACGUCAGCGGUCGGUGGUGGCAAGCACGCAAGGAUAAUGGUGACACCGGCAUUGCACCAAGCAAUUACCUAAUCCUGCUUUGAAGACAUGAGAAUGCACGGAAGAGCGAUUCAAACACAGCCUGUGGGGAUGGGAGAUGGACGACUAAGGCCCUCUAAGGAAACGGCUACCUCCGAAAAUAGGAGGCCAGGCCGCCUACUGGCCGCCUCAUUAUGACUUGUAUUAUCAACUUAAGCGUAUACCCAAGAGACCGGCCGAUACGUGUGUCCCAUGUGUGGAGGAAAGGACAGUGAGCGCAUGUUUCUCAGGGACCAUGCGGCAUUUCAGACCUGCUCAAGGGUGCGAUUGAUGGAGAUGGUUCGCAUUGCAAGAGCUGUGCAAAAGGCACGACGAACCUUGGCCACUCCACAUGUUAUGGAUGGAUGUUUAGGUUCUCACCAGGCAGACCGCAUAUCAGGCCGGGCGAGGACAUUAUGAAUUUGUUUUACCCUUUUGUCCUCCAACCCCGUCUCACAAGUCUCUCGUUGGGCAACAGCGCAAGAUGCAACCACCACACAGAUUCUUCUUCUACCAACCCCUUUUUUCUCUCUAUCGCAUUUUGUAUACACUCUGUUGUAUGUGGAUGUGCCCAUUCCAUUCUCCGGUACUAUUUUUCUUUUCUCUUGAACUAUUCUGGGUGUUCUUCCUAUACCAUUCCCUGAACGCUGUAUACAUCCCCUCGCAGAGACACGGGUUCAUGAUUUUCAUGCUUUGGAGUAGCUUGCAUUUGCAAACAGGACGGGGUUGUUAAAUACGCGCGGGAUUACAGGCUCCAAAAUCGAGGCAAGACUAACCAUAGUUAGUGGCAACGAGAAAUUAGUGAACGAAAGCCCGAGCAGCAGUUCAAUGUGAAUACGCGUUUGUGUUA